Molecule: messenger RNA, 490 nt
Organism: Darwinula stevensoni
Lineage: Eukaryota; Metazoa; Arthropoda; Ostracoda; Podocopida; Darwinulidae
Source: the annotation of a GenBank genome assembly
AUUGAUGGGCAUUUUGAAUCUCACACCAGAUUCUUUUUAUGAUGGAGGAAAGUAUCUAGAGCAAAAAAAAGCGCUUUUACAAGUAGAAAAAAUGCUGCAAGAAGGGGCCACCUUUAUUGAUGUGGGAGGGUCUUCUACCAGACCUUAUGCAACACAAAUAUCUCCAGAAAAAGAAUUGCAAAGAAUUAAUUAUUUUUUUUCACAAAAAAUAGCUCAACUUAAUGCUUUAAAAAUAAAUGAUAUUAUUUUAGACCCAGGGUUUGGGUUUGGUAAAACACUUUCUCAUAAUUACACCUUAUUAAAAAACCUUAAUCUCUUAUCACUUCACGAAUUACCUUUAAUGGUGGGUAUUUCAAGAAAAUCCAUGCUAUAUAAAUUAUUGGAAACAACUCCAGAAGAAUCUCUCAACGCCACUUCUGCUGCCCAUAUGGCAGCCUUAUUAAAUGGGGCUAAUCUUUUGCGUGUACAUGAUGUAAAGGAAGCCUAUCAG